UAAUAUGUUUGGCCCGUUUGGCCUCUAGGUCAGAGAUUUCUCUAUUUAGGUCUCCACUCUUGAGGUUUUGCUUCGAGGCAGACGCUUUUGGUGCAUCGGUAGAAUGGCGAUGACAACAACUCAGGUUAAGGGCAGUGGCUGGCCGAGACGAGCAAGUAAUAGCUCAUUCGAAGGCAAACCAGUAGUCAAUCCAUCAGUCACCAUCAAUAGAACAGUGAAUUUAUAUCCAUUAAAGAAUUACACCUUUGGAACGAAGGAACCCUUGUUCGAGAAAGAUCCCUCUGUUCCAGCUAGAUUUCAACGUAUGAGAGAUGAAUUCGAUAAAAUUGGUAUGCGUCGAAGUGUAGAGGGUGUACUUCUCGUUCACGAGCACGGAUUACCCCACGUUCUGUUACUCCAACUGGGUACGACGUUUUUCAAAUUACCUGGAGGUGAGCUGAACGCUGGUGAGGACGAGGUGGAGGGCUUAAAACGACUUUUGACUGAAGCCUUGGGUCGUCAGGACGGAGUAAAACAAGAGUGGCUCAUAGAAGACACGAUUGGCAACUGGUGGAGACCGAAUUUUGAACCCCCGCAAUAUCCAUACGUGCCACCUCACGUCACAAAACCGAAAGAGCACAAGAGAUUAUUUCUAGUACAACUACAGGAAAAAGCCUUUUUCGCUGUCCCCAAGAAUUAUAAACUAGUAGCUGCUCCACUCUUUGAAUUAUAUGACUAUUCUCAAGGAUAUGGACCGAUAAUUUCGUCAUUGCCGCAGUCCCUGUGCCGAUUCAACUUUAUUUACAUGUGAAUUCCCUCAUAAAAAUUCCAUCAUGAUGACGUUACGAUGAAUUGUGUUUAAUUUAAGUGAAUCAGAAGAGAAAAAAAAACUACAGUGUGAAAAAAUGUACAAUAUGUGGAUGUAUGAACGUGCGUGGUUGACAAUGUUUUCGCUACAUUGUACUGCUCUUUGCAUAUGGAGUAUAUAAUCAUUUAUAUAGAAUAAAAUAGAAUAAAAUCGUAUUUUGACAGUGCCCA
Fopius arisanus is the source of this 1017-nucleotide messenger RNA. It is a transcript of the gene Cpsf5, whose product is annotated as cleavage and polyadenylation specificity factor subunit 5. Gene Ontology annotation, cellular component: mRNA cleavage factor complex. The transcript has 6 exons. NCBI's taxonomy places the organism in Eukaryota, Metazoa, Arthropoda, Insecta, Hymenoptera, Braconidae. Gene Ontology annotation, molecular function: mRNA 3'-UTR AU-rich region binding. The record is from RefSeq and is a predicted model, not a curated record. The coding region runs from base 104 to 790 and encodes 228 amino acids.